Aureobasidium uvarum is the source of this 1271-nucleotide messenger RNA. The record is from the annotation of a GenBank genome assembly. Lineage: Eukaryota; Fungi; Ascomycota; Dothideomycetes; Dothideales; Saccotheciaceae.
CCCGACACAUCCACAUCACCAACGCAAACAUGGCCCGCCUCCAGGGUUCUGUCCUGCUUUUGCUCUUGUGCUUGGUCGCACUCGUCUGCGCCUGGUCCCCCGAGGGUGCGCCUGCUGAAUCCAAUCACGACUGCAUCCGUACUGACAGCUGGCAGNACCACGAAAUUUUCCGUCUCCAGGACGAGGUCGCCCAGCACGAAGGCAGCAAUGCUACCUUCUACUCUUUCCUGGGCGUAAAGGACUUUGCCGGCCUUGACGCCAUCAAUGCUGCCUACAAGAAGAAGGCCCGCGUCUUGCACCCCGACAAGGCCCGUCAACGUUUCAUCGCGACCUACGACUCUGCCCCUCCUGUCAAGAAGACUAAGAAGGGAGACAAGCCCACCGUCCACGUCAAAAAGAACAAGAAGCCUUCGCAAAAGGAGAUCAAUGCUUUCGGCAAGGAAGCCUCUGCUCGCUUUGCCCGUCUCGGUAUAGUGACCAACAUCCUCCGUGGCCCUGAGCGCCAGCGCUACGAUCACUUCCUCUCCAACGGCUUCCCCAAAUGGCGUGGUACCGGCUACUACUACGAGAGAUUCCGUCCCGGUCUCGGCUCCGUCUUGAUCGGUCUCUUCAUCUUCCUCGGUGGUGGUGUUCACUACAUCACUCUUUACAUGAACUGGAUGAAGCACCGCGACUUUGUCGAGCGCUACAUUCGUCAAGCCCGUCGUAUUGCUUGGGGCGACGAGGUCCGUGGCAUCGCUGAGGAAGAACCUCAAGCCAUGAACUGGAACAGAAAGGAGAAGCGUGCUGCUGAGCACGUGCUGCAAAGAAACNCAAAGCCCAUGAGAGCUGCUAUUGCCGAGCAAGCAAAGACUUCCGGCAUUAGUACCCCUGUCGAGGCUGAACUUACCAGUGGUCCCGUUGGCGCAAAGAAGCGCACCAUUGCCGAGAACGGCAAGGUACUCAUCGUUGAUAGUGUCGGCAAUGUCUAUCUUGAAGAGCGUACUGCCGAAGGCGAACUUCACGAGUUCCUCUUGGAUGUCGACGAAAUUCAAAGACCCACCAUCAACGAUACCUUCUUGGUCCGCCUUCCUAUCUACCUCUACAACAAGUCUCUUGGUACUGUUCUCGGCAAGAAGACUUCUGAUGCCGAGAUGGAGGAAUUGCUCGAGGGUACUGAGGAGGCCGAGGGCAUUGACGAAGCAACCGCCACGCUCAAAUCCGCAGCCCAGCCCAACGGCAAUGCCGAGACCCGCAAGAGAAAGCUCAAGCCCAGCAAGUCAAGAUCUAGU